Messenger RNA from Vollenhovia emeryi, 1902 nucleotides. RefSeq names its product odorant receptor 43a-like. The transcript has 7 exons. Gene Ontology annotation, cellular component: plasma membrane. Bases 11 to 1207 code for a protein of 398 amino acids. Gene Ontology annotation, molecular function: olfactory receptor activity; odorant binding. Gene Ontology annotation, biological process: sensory perception of smell; detection of chemical stimulus involved in sensory perception of smell. Lineage: Eukaryota; Metazoa; Arthropoda; Insecta; Hymenoptera; Formicidae. The record is from RefSeq and is a predicted model, not a curated record.
AGCCUUGGAUAUGGACGGCUCUAAGGAGUUGGCAUACACAGACCUGGAAUGGGCAAUCGGGAUAAAUCGGAUUUCUCUGAAGAUCAUCGGUCUUUGGCCAGACGCUAAGUUAAAUCAUCGGCAAAAACUUUUGGCGGAUCUACGCGUUCUGAUUGUUUUUAUUUUGAUAACUUGCGUAUUAAUCAUACCCGGAAUACUAGCGCUGUUGAGAGUCUGGGGCGACAUGAUGGCGAUGACAGACAAUAUACAAAUCAAUCUACCUGUCAUAGUGAACGUCAUGAAAGUUCUUCUUAUAAGGUUCCACAAGAAAGAUCUUGAACCGGUCAUAAACAUGAUCGUGGAAGAUUGGCUCAGGACGAAAACAGCGCGGGAACGAGAUAUCAUGAUAGAGCAAACGAGAACUGCCAGAAUGAUAGUCCUGUUCGGAUGUAUAAUGAUAGUCAUCUCGGGCACCAUUUCCGUCGUUCCACCUAUCUUAGGAUAUUCCACGGCAUAUCUGACAAAUUUAACAGACUCGGGCAGACCGCUGCUGUUGCCAACGUACUAUCUGCGAGACAUUUUGGAGACCCCGUACUAUGAAAUCGUGUUUGUCGCCCAAUCUGCAGCGAUCUCGCUAGGCGCGCUUUCUUACUCGGGCAUCGAUACCUUUCUAAGUUUGCUCGUUUUCCACAUAGGCGCCCAAUUGGAAAUCAUUAAAGGGCAAUUGCUCAAUUUGGACGAUUUUAAAGACUUCAGCAUUGGAUUAGCCUUCAGUGUCAAGCACCAUCUGCGUCUUCUUAGGUGUGUUGAUGUCAUCGACAACACGUUCAACUUGAUGCUUUUGGCAUUAUUAAUGUACUUCGCUGUGUUAUUUUGUCUACAAGGAUUUGUAAUAGUUACCAUGAUUGACGGAGACAACAAUCUUUCCUUUCUGCGAAUGACUUGGCUCCUUACAAUUCUUAUUACUGCAUUCGCUCACAUGUGCCUAUACUGCGCGGUCGGGGAAUUUCUUAUAGCCAAAGGCGAGGAAAUAUUUUAUGCGGUAUAUAACUACACGUGGUACUUGAGGACGCCAAAUGAAGCCAAAAAUUUGAUGAUGUUAAUGACUCGCGCUGGAAAACCUUUGUACAUUACCGCGGGCAAGAUAUUUCCCUUGACCAUGUCUUUGUUUUGCAGCUUGAUAAAGACGUCAGUCGGUUACUUAUCCGUACUGCUCGCUAUUCGAUAAUUUUCCGAUAAAACGCUUAGAAAUUCUACGAGGACAUCAUGAGCGAAGAUAUAGAGGAAACUGUUUAAGUUAAUGUAUUGAUGCAUAUGUUUGUCCCGUUUUUAAACAUUCGCGCACUUUAUAUACGAAUUCGAUCUGCUAUUAACUUCACACUUAUAUGACGUAUUAAACAUUUGAAAGUAGCAAUUGAACGGAAACUUUACUGUCAAAUUUGUCGUCGUCGAUUGAUGCUUGUGAGUUGUAUAAAUUUAUAAAGAUGGAUAAAAUUAAGCAUCACUUUCUGCUUUUUUAUUUUCGAAAAGGCAAAACUGCUGUUCAGACCAAAAGAAAAAUAUGUUCUGUCUACGGAGAAGAUGCUAUUGAUGAUUCCACCGUUCGUAAAUGGUUCCGAUGAUUCCGUAAUGUUAAUUUUAAUCUCACGGAUGAGAAACGUUCUGGACGGCCUUCCGAAAUUGACAGUUGCGAAAUCUUGACCUUGAUUGAAACUGGUCGUCAUAAAACAACUCGUGAGAUUGCAUAUAUCACUGAUUAAAUGUAUAUCGACAAAAUGUAAUAGAUAUGUUUUUGGUUUAAAAACGGGACGAAUUUAUGCAUCAACUCCCAUAGUAUAUGCAAUGUGAAACAUAAUACUUUAGGACUCUACUUUUAGUUAGCGAUACUUUGUUCUAGACUAGAUCUAUUCUUACUGUUCUUCU